AUGUUUACGGAUGACAUUAAGCUCUGGAGCGUCAUUCGAACUGCAGAUGACGAAGAGCAUCUGCAGGCGAACCUAAACCGACUCCAACAGUGGUCAAAGGCCUGGCUUCUGCCGUUCAACGAGAAAAAGUGCAAUAUUCUACGAGUCGGCAGAGCUCGCUCUCCGAACCAUAUGGCCUACUGCCUAAAUGGUAUACUACUGCAAGAAGUGGACUCGCAGAAGGACUUGGGAGUAUGGAUUACGACCUCGCUCAAACCCUCGCUGCACUGCACGAAGAUAGCCAAGUCUUCAAUGUCAGUCCUCUACCUUGUCAAGCGGGCUUUCUCUGCCUUUGAUGAAGACUGCUUCGCUAAAGUCUUUCGAACUUUUGUGCGUCCGCAACUAGAAUUUGCUAUCCAAGCUUGGAGACCCUGGACCGCGAAGGACCUCAGCAUCCUUGAAAGGGUUCAAAGGCGUGCAACGAAACUUGUGGCAGUACAGGGUUCACUACCAUAUGCAACGCGGUUAGCUAACCUUGAUCUCUUUCCCUUGAGUUACAGGCAGUUACGGGGUGACCUGAUACAAGCCUUCCGUAUCAUACGCGGUCAGGACUGCAGCCUCGUACCGGGGGACUUCUUCGAGUUAGCAACCACCACAAAUCUACGAGGCCAUCCAUUCAAACUACGUGUGACAGGGGCCACACUGGACACACGAAAGUUCUUCUUCUCCAACAGAGGGCUAGAAGCCUGGAAUGCCCUGCCUGUGGAUGUCGUUAUGUCUGCUUCCGUCGAGGUCUUUAAGAGGAAGCUGGAUUUGUGUAGCAGUGUCCACUAA
This is a messenger RNA of Spirometra erinaceieuropaei, 813 nucleotides long. NCBI's taxonomy places the organism in Eukaryota, Metazoa, Platyhelminthes, Cestoda, Diphyllobothriidea, Diphyllobothriidae. The record is from the annotation of a GenBank genome assembly.